AUGACCCAGCUGAGGUACAGCACAGACCAGGGAGUGCCCCGGCAGGUGGGCUUCCUCUAUCAGACUUUGGUGAUUUUGGACAUUCAAUCUCACAGUAGAGUCAUUUCCUAUGUGGGCUGCCUGAUUCUGUUGUCUUUUUUAAAUCUUUUUGGAUCUUCGGCCUGUGUAGUCCUGACUGUCAUGGCCUGUGAUGGGUUUGUAGCUAUUUGUCACCCCCUGCACCAUCCAGCCAUCAUGAGCCCCUGCCUCUGUAGCCUGCUGGUCCUGCUGUCUCUUUCAAUCAGCCUUUUGGACUCCCAGCUGCACUUCCUGGUGGUUUCACAGCUUACCUUCUGCAUGAUUGUGAAAAUUCCUCGAUUCUUCUGUGACCCUCCACAUCUCCUCAAGCAGGGCUGUGAUGACAUCUCCACCGAUAACAUAUUCAUCCAUUUUGUUGAUGCCGUCCUUGGGGGUGUUCCAAUCUCGGGGAUCCUUGACUCUUACUAUAAAAGUGUUUCCUCCAUUCUGAAAAUUCCAUCAACUCGUGGAAUGCCUAAAGCCUUUCCCACCUGUGGCUCUCACCUGUCAGUGGCUUGCUUGUUUUAUAUCACAGACCUUGGGCUGUACCUCAGCUCAAGUGUCUCACAUGCUCCCAGGAAGGGUGCAGAGGCCUCAGUGGUGUACACUGUGGUCGCCCCCAUGCUGAGCCCCUUCAUCUACAGCCUGGGGAACAGGGACAUCAGGAGGGCUGUGCAGAAGCUCCCCCAACAGAAUACACUCAUUUUAAUACUUGGGCCAUUUUUUUUAGUUUGUGGAUUAGAAAAGAUUGUAAAACCAAACAUCUGGAAUUGGCAAACAUGA
Messenger RNA from Manis javanica (Malayan pangolin), 840 nucleotides. The record is from RefSeq and is a predicted model, not a curated record. Lineage: Eukaryota; Metazoa; Chordata; Mammalia; Pholidota; Manidae.